AUGUUAGGACAUCUCAUAAUCCAAGACUCAGAUGAGUCUGAUGAUGGUCUCACUGAUCCUAGAAUCCGUAUUACUCAAAUAUCACAGUUGGAGAAUGCUGGUACAUCUUUGGGCCCAGAACAAUACCUCAAUCCGGAUGUUCCAGGCCAGGGUCACCUAAGCGGCGACGUGGUGGCCACUGACGGCCAAGAUCCUUGUUUAACCGUCAACUUUGAUGAUUAUCUGGUCUCCACAGGGCAGACAGCUGCGGAUGGAAUCCAACACAGUCUAGUUGGGAAUAGUCCUUUCGAGGGGAAGUGUAUUGAUGUACAUACAGAAGCAGAGCCCCGGACUGUUCUUGAGAAUGAGCUUGCUGAGCCCUUCUGUUCCCCUCUAAAAGGUGGUUUGAAACGAAGCAGAACAACAAUGAAUGAAGAGAUCAUCCACAAUACUAGGCAAGAAUACCAAAUGUCUAAACGGAGUAAAACAAUGGUCCAUGGGGAAAACCAACAUUCGUUUGAGCCCUCGUGUUCCAUGGAUAUUCUGAUUAAAACAACAGCUGAAGCUGGCCCUUUUGUCUUGGGUCAAACCCCCGCGAAUCUAAUAAAUGAGCCACUUCAAAAAUAUGACCUAUUAGAACAAAACAAGGCUCAAUUUAGUAGGCAAAAUGCCCCUGAAACUACGACAUCUAGUCCAUCUAGUUCAUUUAAUGGCUGCCAAACUACGCAAAACAAAAGCCCCCUUCGCCGCUCAAAAUCGGUGACCGUUCCCAUCAAUUCUCCACAUGAUACUGAACCGUUGUCGUCGACGAGGUAUGCUCGAGCUCGGCGAACUUUGACACAUCCUACAGACCAGCCACUCCCGGCCUCAUCCUCAAGUAGUGUUGAUGAGCUCUCUCUACCCGUUUCAGUUAAGGUUGUUGUAACAAAGGUUGAUACUCAAGACGAUACAGCAGACUCCCAGACAUCCGAUACCAUUAACUUGGCAUCUGAUGAUUUUGGAGGGAUGCCAAAAGAAAUGUAUAGACCGAGACCUUCUAGAUCUCGAGCGAAGGGAAGCGGGCCAAAAAUCGUACCUCGCUCGUCGGCAGAGCCCUAUCCUAAUAAUGGUAGAGAGGUUGAUUCUAAUAGUUUGGAUAUCCUUGUGGAUAACCCAGGCUAUUCUGGUAACAAUGAAAGAAUGCCGGUCAAUAUAACGGAAGAGCCACCUGAAGCGGACAAGCCAACAAAUGUUUCAACAAAUAUAGAUAUGCCUGUUGUUGCCCCCGCAAUUCCAACGUCGAAGGUUUUACGGAAGGAAAAUAAGUCACAAAAGAAAAGAAAGCUAAAGAGAGGGAAAACCAUGUCAAUUAUUCUUAAGAAAUCAAGCGAGUCAGAUAUAGAGGACGACGUUAUUUGGGUGGAGAAUGCGCCCGUUCCCAUUGCAAUUGGAAAUAGUGCGUUCAACCUUGAAAGCGGCACAAAUGCUCUCCGAACGAAUGAAAUUACUGCUGCGCAACAGACGGUCUCUGGAAAUGAUCCCGAUGAAAUACCGGCACCUGUACCCCCACGAAAGAAGCGUAGCAGAAAGCCGAAAAAUGCGGAUGUAAAUGUGCAGUCAUCCCUGAACGAACCCAACAAGAAGUUUAAUGGCCCCAACGAGAGCAAGGACACUGCAGAACCCAGUACUCUGGAGUAUCAUUCAAAUUUACCAGAAAACACCACGCCUCAACCCCAUGAUCCCGCAAGCCCGGCUGCGCCCUCUCUUGAUACCUCUAAUAUCAAAAUACAAGACACACACCCUCAACAACAAAAAGACAGCAUUGAAGACCAAGAUCACCAGGAACCGAUUCCAUCAGGCAAGCAAGAAAUUUUGCUCGCUUCCACACCCCAGAAAGCAGGGGCAAAGGGCCCAGACAAGCACAGUCCCAUAGCAAUAAACAACAGAGUUACCUAUCGUGUAGGACUGAGUCGUAAAGCGAGAAUUGCGCCAUUGCUUAAAAUUAUUCGGAAAUAG
Molecule: messenger RNA, 1974 nt
Organism: Ophidiomyces ophidiicola
Lineage: Eukaryota; Fungi; Ascomycota; Eurotiomycetes; Onygenales; Onygenaceae
Exons: 2
Coding region: 1-1974 (657 amino acids)
Source: RefSeq, a predicted model, not a curated record